This is a messenger RNA of Perca fluviatilis (European perch), 2588 nucleotides long. RefSeq names its product forkhead box D5 (gene foxd5). The transcript has a single exon. Gene Ontology annotation, molecular function: RNA polymerase II cis-regulatory region sequence-specific DNA binding; DNA-binding transcription factor activity, RNA polymerase II-specific. The record is from RefSeq and is a predicted model, not a curated record. Gene Ontology annotation, biological process: anatomical structure morphogenesis; regulation of transcription by RNA polymerase II; cell differentiation. Lineage: Eukaryota; Metazoa; Chordata; Actinopteri; Perciformes; Percidae. The coding region runs from base 1276 to 2313 and encodes 345 amino acids.
AGUGUUGCAUUUAAGACAAAAUGUUGAAUUGCAGCUUUAAUUACGUUAGUGCUUAUACUGCUUGACAGUCAUUCAGUUUUCUGUUACUUUGGCUUUUAAUGGUGCAAUCAUGUGAGAGCCAUCUCUCUCACACACACAGUAGGCCCAGUAAGGUGAGGAAAUAGGUGGAGUUUUCCCAACUUAGUCAUUUGCAAUGGAAAUAGUUUAGCAGCAAGGUUUUAGCACAUAUCCGCUGGUGGACCGGUUUGCUUUGAGGAUGGCUCUGCUUAUUCAUCCCGGCCGUAAAGCCGAGCUGAACCCUGUAGCCCAGAGCGCAUCGUUCAGCUGCGUCGUUUCCUACUCGAUUCUGAUGCUGAUGGCCUCGUUAAGGCGACUAUUGCCUCUUUUCUUUGCUGGCUGCGGGAAGCCCUACCACGGCCAUUUUCAUGGUCACACCACCCGCAGGCAUCCAGAGGUGGCAAACUAAACGAACCCGCGGGGGUUCCGAGGGGGAAACACUUGGUUUCUUAGCACUCACUAGGCGGGGUGUUAAAAUUCCCAACAACAUCCCACCUCCGACUGUGCUGCUGUACGAUUUGUCAUAUCAGAUGAUUAAAAUACCAAGAGUUAACUUUAACCUCAUAUAAAUCUAUUUUGGUAGCAUGUGUACAUGUCAGACACAGAACACUGCGUACACCAGGCUCACAUACCAUAAGGUGCACACCAACCAAGUGUUUACUGUGUGUGCUGCAUGACUGCAACAAGUGAUGAGCCAAAAUAACACCGUAGUGAUUUUGUUAAUGUGUAGGGCCAAUAUUCAUCAAGGAAUGUCUCAAUACAAAGAUAUGUGAGCUGUGAGGGUAAGCUUUCAGUUUUUUCUUUAUUUUAUUUUAUGUUAUUUUGUGUUGCACCCUCUCGAGCCGUUUGGCUAUUGAAAUAUCCUUAUUGGCCAAAAUACAACAGGUUGCCAUCUAUAAAUUGAGCUUUCUUUGCAUGAAUAGGCGUGCGCACCUCAGGACUCCCCAAACCCCCCCAGCUGUGUGUUGCUCCCCGCGGUGAGUGGCUACUCUGAUAGGUCCAGAGGGUUAAUGGGACUGGCCUGCAGGGCAGCAGUCUCCCAGCAUAUAAAGCCUUAGCCCUCCUUACCACAACAAACAGACAGUAUACCGGACGGUAGAUGCGCUUUUACGCGUUAAUAGGGGUCUAUUGGUUUGUACGCACACCGAACCAUUAAUGCCUCUUUGGCACGGUUGAGAUUUUACUCGUUUUUGUUUUUUUAACAUUCUGCGUGUGACCAUGACUCUCUCCAGUGAAUUUGAGGCUUCGCAGCACGCUGCUUUGCCCCUAGAAGAGGAUGAGAUUGACAUAGUGGGCGAGGAUGAGCCUAACCACGGGCGUUUAUAUCGAAAUGAGUGCUCCACGGACCCCGGCUCCUCAGCAGAAUCUGGUGCUGAGUUUGACUCUUCAGAGCCAGACUCCUCGGGGGAAAGCGAGAACAGUUUCUGCGCAGACGCACCGCCGUCCAGGAAAGCUCAGAACAGCUCGGUAAAGCCUCCCUACUCCUACAUUGCCCUCAUCACUAUGGCCAUCCUGCAGAGCCCGGUGAAGAAGCUGACGCUGAGUGGCAUCUGUGACUUCAUCAGCAACAAGUUUCCCUACUACAGAGACAAGUUCCCCGCUUGGCAGAACUCCAUCAGGCACAACCUGUCUCUCAACGACUGUUUCAUCAAGAUCCCGAGGGAGCCUGGGAACCCGGGCAAAGGUAACUACUGGUCUCUGGACCCUGCCUCAGAGGACAUGUUCGACAACGGCAGCUUCCUUCGGCGAAGGAAGCGCUUCAAGAGAAACCAGCCCGAAUUCGGGAAAGACGGACUUAUGUUUUAUUCCAACUUGAACUGCUACCGGCCGUACGGGCAACCAUAUUGCUUACAAGGCCAGGUAAGCCCCCCGCCCGCUGCUCCUAUCCGGUACAUGCCUCUACAGGAGGGCAUCAUGAUGCCUCCCUCUUCCUAUCACCUACUACCACAAACUUUGAACAGUCACAGGAAGUGCAGUGGGCCUAAAGACUUCAGAGCGCAGGUUUGCGCACCAGAACCGCCUGGCCCGCAGGCAAAGUGCUCUUUCAGCAUUGACAGCAUCAUGAGCAAGCCCUCUCCCAACUGUCCACAGAACCCGAAUCCACAGCAGAGCCCUCGCAGCGCUCUUGGGUACGGUCACCUCAUGGUUCCGACGCUCCUGCACGAUCCCAGGACUCCGGUGUUCUGCCCUCCUGCCAUGCUGAGCACGGCUCCUUUAAGAAACGAGCACCUCAGACUCUCUUACCAUCACUGCUGAAGCCUUUAGUGUCUGUAUGUUUGAUGAUAUGUGAAGACACGUCGGUGUAGCUCAUUUCUUAAAGAAAUGUUUUAAUUGCAUGAUAUUUAUGUACGUUGACCGUCAAAGUUAUAUGUCUCAAAAGAAAUCAGUGUAAAUAAGAUGAGUGGUAAUAUAUUUGCGAGACUUGCUGCAGUGAAAACCAUCGUUGUGUUUUUGUUAUUAAUUAACGUGUCAAAUAAUAAAUGUCUGAAAAAUAUCUGUGAUGUUUAAAGCUCUUUAUUUGGUUUAUUUAG